This is a messenger RNA of Brachypodium distachyon (stiff brome), 1781 nucleotides long. RefSeq names its product RNA-binding protein 24-A. The record is from RefSeq and is a predicted model, not a curated record. Gene Ontology annotation, molecular function: RNA binding. Bases 296 to 1144 code for a protein of 282 amino acids. The transcript is spliced from 8 exons. NCBI's taxonomy places the organism in Eukaryota, Viridiplantae, Streptophyta, Magnoliopsida, Poales, Poaceae.
GUUGUCCUCUUCCCCUCGGCGCGAGAUAUCCUCCCUCCUCCUCCUUCGUCCCUCCCGCACCAACUUCCCACUCGCUUGCCCCGCCCCCUCUUCCCCUCUCCCGCCUGAUUUUACUAACCGCUUCUCGGAUCAGCACCAGACCCACCGCUAUAAUAGCGCGACCAGCAAGCAACCUAGCUAGUGGUUCCCCCUCGCCUCGCUGCUUAAUACUAGUACGGCGCUCCUCCUCGUGUCGCGUUUCGGCUGUUAGCGGCUGCGCGGCUAGGGUUAGGGUUCGCGGGCGCAUGCGCGCGGGAUGAUGACGCCGCAGCGGUCGCCGGCGGUGAUGCUGGGAGGAGGAGGAGGAGGAGGAGGAGGGGGAGGGGGCGGGACGCCGGCGCUGCACUACCUGAGCGGGCCGUACGGGGACACCACGUACACCAAGGUCUUCGUGGGGGGCCUCGCCUGGGAGACGCGGAGCGAGGGGCUGCGCGCGCACUUCGAGGCCUACGGGGACAUCCUCGAGGCCGUCGUCAUCACCGACCGCGCCACCGGGAGGUCCAAGGGUUACGGAUUCGUGACCUUCCGGGACCCAGAGUCGGCAAGGAUGGCUUGCAUGGAUCCGUAUCCAGUGAUCGAUGGGCGGCGUGCUAAUUGUAAUCUUGCCAUCCUAGGGCGACCUGGUCCAGCUGUGCCUUUUUCACCUAUGAGGCCGGUCAUUCCAUAUGGCGGAGGUGCGGCGGUUCCAGGGAGCAUGUAUGUACAGAGCCCAACAUAUCAGCAACCCCCCUACAACUACUCACAGGCUCUUGUGUAUCCUCCUUAUGGGCCAUCAACAUAUGGACCUGAAUACAUGUAUCCACAGAAUGCCUAUGGUCCAUAUGUUGGACAACAGUAUGUUCCAGUCUAUGGUGGUCCCAGAGCAGUAGGCCCAGCAGUUUACCCAUAUGGGCAGUUCGGCCAGCCUGUGCCAAGUGAACAUUCGUAUUCACCUGGCUAUGUACCAAGUCACCUUCUCCCACUAUCUAAUCAGAAUGCUGCAAAUGUGCGCGCAUCAACAGUUCAGCAACAAUAUCCUCCAGGAGCUCCACGCCCUCAGCAACUGAUCCCUGCUCGUGCACCACAAUUUCCUCCAAACAACAUCUCCGAACAAAUGUCAGGAUGACAGAGGAUGCCAGUGACAAAUUUGAGGUAUCCUCUAGUCUGCAGCAGGACUAAGAACAGCAGCACUGCUAAUUGGGCGGCAUGCUUCUUUUCUUGCAAAUUGUUUUCUCUUGCAUCUUUAAAGGUCGUCCUUAUUCAUGGUUACCUUCACCUUAUAAUGUGAAUGUUAAGAUGCCCCGUCGGAUGGGGCAUGAAAAGCGAGAGCUGGAAAUGAAGCCACUCUUGCUCAGCUUCUGUUAAGUGUCUGUACAUUCCCCAUCCCCUGCCAGGAAUUCUGAUAGUUGGUGGUCUGUUCAUCGACCAAAUUGGAUGCCGGAAAUGGAGUCCGGACCUCCAACCUGUGUAUAAUAGUAGCUCAUGUAGGGUCCAAAUCGUAGAACAGCUCAAUUCUUUCAAAGUGUUGCACCCAGUUCAUGCUGUGUAUACCAUUCUCUAGUCCUUUCUGUACCUAAGCGCAUGUGGUCGUCUAGAUCUUUUGAUGUCAUGUCUUUAGUUGUGUAAAUUAUUAUCCUAAACUGAAACUCUAUAUCAGUUAUAUGCGGCGUGUAAUUAAAUAAGGCCAAUUCUACCCUGUAAAAGAAUAUGAUCUGUUGCAAGUUGCAACGCAUGGAAGGAUGUUGGUGUUUUCGUGGUUCAAA